Molecule: messenger RNA, 4096 nt
Organism: Ooceraea biroi (clonal raider ant)
Lineage: Eukaryota; Metazoa; Arthropoda; Insecta; Hymenoptera; Formicidae
Product: multiple C2 domain and transmembrane region protein
Biological process (GO): regulation of neurotransmitter secretion
Cellular component (GO): synaptic vesicle membrane
Molecular function (GO): calcium ion binding
Source: RefSeq, a predicted model, not a curated record
CGCGACUAACGACAUCGCUUUGUGAAAAACGAAAUUACUUUCCGACCAACCCAAUAUUUCGUUCGCCAACAUUGCUCAUGCCGAGUCAUCGCCUGCGAAUAUCAUUUACAUGUCCGUGUCGUAUUGUGCGAUUCAUCAGAUGACCGACGCUUUUCUCAUGCAAAAUUCUACUUCAACAUUCUAUUGUGAGUUGCAAUAAGCUGACAGCACUCACAAACGUAAAGCAAACUCUUGACGCGGUCUCCGGUCUGUCUCCGGUGUCUCGUUCCUUCAUGACGCGAGUCCAUUAGCUGCAACGAAAAAGAAUACACGCUGCUUGAGCGAAAGGUGAUACCAGGUUCGCGUUAACCUUGGCCUAAGGAAAUCGGAGGAAUUAUCCACGAAAGUAGUAGAAAUUGCCUCGACAAGACAAAGGGAGAGGAAUAUCGUUCUGAAACCUGCUAUUAAAUGUGAGUCAAAAUGCUUCUUCCUUCUCAAAGAAGAGUCUUAAAAAUAUCAUAUCAUCAGACUUCAUCACCGGUGCUACCAGACUGAAAGUCAAACACAUAUUCAGUCUCGACUCGACAUCAGGAUCAAGAUGACAGACGAAACUGACGUCACAUUGAGGAAGAAUUCGGUCGCGAUUGUCGCAGAUGUAGAUUUCUCGUCCGAAUCGAACUCUGAGAACGGAUUUAGUAUUACGGCCGAGGUCAAAGUUGCCCCGGAGACCGAUGUCACGACCAAGAUUGACAUCGUGUUCGAAACGGGUGUCGCAUCGACGAUGAUGGAUCCCGCUCCCGGCGCGUCUGGAACUCGCGUAAUAUCCAACGCGAAUGGCGUAGCCGACAAAGUAAACGAGGCGUCCAUCGAUGGAUCAUCCGACGUUGUCGCGCCUGUCCGAAGAUUACAGCGGCAGCCUCCCGUGGACCGCCGAAGGAAGCCUGUCGCGGUGCCGGCAAUCGAUCGCACCUCAUCACGUUGUCAGACAACCGAGAGGAACAUCUCCGAAGCGGAGAGCAAUGCUGCCGAGAGCAGCGAAGAGGACUUGAGAGAGGCAAACUUCACGAAGGAGAGAUCAGAAGUGCAGCAAGCGAUCGAGGAAUCCGCAAGCGAAGGUUCUAGAUCGGAGGCGACCGAAGCGGAAGUGACCGACGGACUGUUCACCGGGACAGUAGCUAAAGCGGAAGUUCAAGAGGAGGACUCGAGCACCGUUGAGAGUGAGAGACCAUCGUUCGAUCAACGAUCACUGAACGGGACUGCUUCGAAGGGGCGAUCGGCCGAGAUCGGAUCGAGGGUCAAGACGAGAAAGCCAAAGAGCAAGCUGAGAAGCACCCUGGAGCAGAAGAUGGAAACGAUAGAAAAGUUAGUGGAGAAUCAAGUGGAGCGAAUUUGGGGAGAGAACGUGGAGAAACAUUCGUGGCUGCAACCGAUCGACGCAUGGAUCGUCGACCGCUGCAAGCCUUCCACUAGCUACGCCGUCACGCACUGCCAGCACGAUGACGAUCAGUCUACCAUGUCUACGUACGAUUUCAAGUUCACGCCAGCGAAGGAGCAGGACGAGGAACCGAGGAUCGAGAGUAGAGAAACGACGACAACGAGGAUCGACGAUUCGAGCCUGGAGAACAGACUAAUGACACAUUUGCGGAGAUUGCGUGACCGGGCUGGUUCAUCAAGGUCUAACCAGUUCGAUCCGGCGAGCGCAAUCGCGCAACUGAAGAAACAGGAAGCCGACGUUCCGUCGCGCGUGAGAGAGGAGAAUAAUUCGAACGUACUGAUCGAUCCGGAGGUGUUGGGGGUGAAGGAGGUGAAGCGCUGUGAUCUCCUGGACAAGCUGAAGGAUAACGUCAAGGAAAAGAUGGAAGAUAUUCAAAGGUAUUUCCAGAGGACCAAUCGAUUGGCGGACGUGAAUAGACGACUGAAAUCACAGAUAUGGAGCUCCGUGGUGACGAUUGUGCUCGUGGAGGCGAAGAAUUUGUUGCCCAUGGACAUCGACGGCUUAUCGGAUCCUUACGUAAAGUUUCGACUGGGCACGGAGAAGUACAAGUCGAAAGUCGUUAAUAAGACAUUAAAUCCAGUUUGGUUGGAGCAGUUUGAUCUCCAUCUCUAUGAGGACCCGUAUCUAGGACAAGAAUUGGAAGUGACGGUGUGGGACAGGGACAGGAGCCAUCAAGACGAUCUGAUGGGCAGGACGGUGAUCGAUCUGGCGGCUCUGGAGCGGGAGACCACGCAUCGAUUAUGGCGCGAGCUCGAGGAUGGUUCGGGCAAUAUCUUUUUAUUGUUAACGAUAAGCGGCACCACGGCCAGCGAGACGAUCAGCGAUCUGGCUGCACACGAAGAAACGCCGGUAGAACGUACGCAACUGGUGCAACGUUACUCCAUUGUGAACACCCUGCAGAGGAUACGCGACGUGGGUCAUCUGACGGUGAAGGUAUAUCGCGCGCAGGGCCUCGCAGCUGCCGAUCUCGGCGGUAAAAGCGAUCCGUUUUGCGUGUUGGAGCUCGUAAAUUCUAGAUUGCAGACGCAGACGGAGUAUAAGACUCUCGCGCCGAACUGGCAAAAAAUCUUUACCUUCAACGUAAAGGACAUCAACUCCGUCCUGGAAGUGACGGUGUAUGAUGAAGAUCGAGAUCACAAGGUGGAGUUUCUCGGGAAGGUGGCGGUACCAUUACUGAAGAUCCGUAAUGGGGAGAAACGAUGGUACGCAUUGAAGGACAAGAAACUGAGGGGUCGCGCGAAGGGCAGUUGUGCCCAAAUCCUCUUAGAGAUGACGGUCAUAUGGAACGUAUUCCGGGCAUGCAUCAGAACGCUCAAUCCGAGGGAGAAGAAGUACAUGGAGCCGGAAGUGAAAUUCAAGAGGCAGGUCUUCCUGCGAAACGUCCUUAGGCUCAAAGCGAUCAUCGUCAUAUUCAUCGAUAUAGGAAAAUACAUACAGAGCUGCUGGGAAUGGGAAAGCAAGACGAGGAGCAUCAUCGCUCUGGUUAUCUUUAUUUUCGGAUGUUACUACUUCGAACCGUACAUGAUACCAGGGAUAGCAUUAUUGAUUCUCAUGAAGUAUUAUCUGCUUAGCCGCCAGAAAAACGGAUUCAAUUCUUGGAUUUACGGACAGGUCGCUGCGGUGACGGGUGCACCAUUAGUUUACGCAAGUUCGCAGUUUCAAGAUCAUAUUGAGCUGGGGUCCGACGAUUGUCCGCCAACGCCAGGGGACGAUGAUGACGACGAAGACGACAAGGACAAAGAAGAGAAGAAAAGUCUGAAGGAGCGUUUGCAGGCGAUCCAGGAGGUCACGCAGACGGUUCAAAACUCGAUCGGCUAUAUAGCUAGCCUUUGUGAGAGAGUGAAGAACCUUUUCAACUUCACGAUCCCCUACUUGAGCUACCUGGCGAUGAUCUUAGCGAUCAUGGGGGCGAUCGUGUUGUACUUUAUUCCUGUCCGGUAUCUGAUCCUCGGCUGGGGAGUCAACAAGUUCUCUAGGAAAAUCUUCAGGCCUCACUCCGUGCCCAACAACGAGCUCCUCGAUCUUAUAUCCAGAGUGCCUGACGACGAAGAGCUGCUUAAUUAUAGAGAACUGAAACCCGUGCCGACAGCUGAUUGCGAGAGAGGCAGUCCCGGUUCGAACACGAGGAGGGAGCAGAGGAAGAGGCACAAAGCGGCGUAGCAGAGUUCCCCGCGGCCGGAAGUCGCGGGUCCUAGGUCGUCCAGUAUCCUAAAAGCGGUCCUGCUGCGCCGGAAGCUGCGGCAGCGAAAGGGAUCAGCGGAAAAUAUGGAUGUGAUCGACAUAGACUGAACACCCUUUCAUUUUGUACCUCGUUCCUCCGCCCCUCCCCCUCAAUCUCCCUCAAGCCGUGAAAGAAAUCUUGAAUCUAGCGUCAGUCGUUAGCGACCGUAUGCGUAGUGAACGUCUCGAAGCAAUAGGCGAACGGCAAUGUGUAGAAACGAUUGAUGAUGAAAAAUUUUUAAUUUUCGAAAAAACAUGUAAAAUGAUGAAAGUAUGGGUUACGGAUCUGUUACGUGAUGCGAUGAAGAAACGGAAUACUUCAAUCGCGAACUCGUGUGUUGCGACAUAAUAUGCAUGUUACGCGUCUUAAAGAAUCCCGUGUUGAAUCGAGAAAGCAAAAAA